AUGGGUGUCCUUGAGAAGCUUUCCCGCAAGUCCGGUGUCAUCGUCGGUGAUGACGUCCUCCGUCUCUUCGAGUACGCUCAGGAGAAGGGCUUUGCUCUCCCCGCCAUUAACGUGACCUCCUCUUCCACCGUUGUCGCUGUCCUCGAGGCUGCCCGUGACCAGCAGUGCCCCGUUGUCCUGCAGGUCUCCCAGGGUGGUGCUGCCUACUUCGCUGGCAAGGGUGUCAGCAACGACGGCCAGAAGGCCUCUAUUGCCGGUGGUAUCGCCGCUGCUCACUACAUCCGCAGCAUUGCUCCCGCCUACGGCGUCCCCGUUGUCCUCCACACCGACCACUGCGCCAAGAAGCUCCUUCCCUGGCUCGACGGUCUCCUCGAUGAGGACGAGCGCUACUUCAAGCUCCACGGCGAGCCCCUCUUCUCCAGCCACAUGAUCGAUCUGUCCGAGGAGCCCGUUGAGGAGAACAUUGAGACCACCGCCAAGUACCUUAAGCGUGCUGCCCCCAUGAAGCAGUGGCUCGAGAUGGAAAUCGGUAUCACCGGUGGUGAGGAGGACGGUGUCAACAACGAGGACGUUGACAACAACUCCCUCUACACCCAGCCCGAGGACAUCCUCGCCAUCCACAACGCUCUCGCCCCCAUCAGCCCCUACUUCUCCAUUGCCGCUGGUUUCGGCAAUGUUCACGGUGUCUACAAGCCCGGCAACGUCCGUCUCCACCCCGAGCUCCUCGAGAAGCACCAGGCCUACGUCAAGGAGAAGACUGGCUCCAAGAAGGACAAGCCCGUUUUCUUCGUCUUCCACGGUGGCUCCGGUUCCUCCAAGGAGGAGUACAAGCAGGCCAUCAGCUACGGUGUUGUCAAGGUCAACCUCGACACCGAUAUGCAGUACGCCUACCUCACCGGUAUCCGUGACUACGUCCUGAACAAGAAGGACUACCUCAUGAGCACCGUCGGUAACCCCGAUGGCGAGGACAAGCCCAACAAGAAGUUCUUCGACCCCCGCGUCUGGGUCCGCGAGGGUGAGAAGACCAUGAGCAAGCGUGUCCAGGUCGCUCUGGAGGACUUCAACACUGCUGGUCAGCUGUAA
Molecule: messenger RNA, 1083 nt
Organism: Aspergillus fijiensis CBS 313.89
Lineage: Eukaryota; Fungi; Ascomycota; Eurotiomycetes; Eurotiales; Aspergillaceae
Product: fructose-bisphosphate aldolase FBA1
Exons: 4
Coding region: 1-1083 (360 amino acids)
Biological process (GO): glycolytic process; gluconeogenesis
Cellular component (GO): cytosol
Molecular function (GO): fructose-bisphosphate aldolase activity; zinc ion binding
Source: RefSeq, a predicted model, not a curated record